Messenger RNA from Acipenser ruthenus (sterlet), 5124 nucleotides. Its product is annotated as son of sevenless homolog 1-like. The record is from RefSeq and is a predicted model, not a curated record. Gene Ontology annotation, biological process: Ras protein signal transduction; positive regulation of GTPase activity. Gene Ontology annotation, cellular component: nucleosome; plasma membrane. The coding region runs from base 858 to 4820 and encodes 1320 amino acids. NCBI's taxonomy places the organism in Eukaryota, Metazoa, Chordata, Actinopteri, Acipenseriformes, Acipenseridae. The transcript is spliced from 22 exons. Gene Ontology annotation, molecular function: DNA binding; structural constituent of chromatin; guanyl-nucleotide exchange factor activity.
CCCCAGUUUCAUUCCGUAUAUGGGGGAGGUUGGAUGAGCUCGGGUUUUGGCAACGCAGAAGGCACAGUGCGCAUGCUCCUUCCAGCUAUAACUGCAUCCGAGCCAUAACACUCGCCAGAAUUGAACAUUUUUGGCUAAAGAGUCACAAAUCAAAAAAGCACAAUCCGAGGAAUCAGAUUGUCAAAACAACAGAGCAGGUGACACCCCUUAAACAAUGAAAACCCUAAUAUUCAGUUUGUGGAGAAUAAGAAGGUGAGCCUGCCUUCCUUUGCAGUGAAGAUUCGGUGAAAAUGGGCGAUUAUGUAUAGAAGAGGGUUUUUUUCCAAAAACGGGGAGUUGUGAAAAAAAAAAAAAAAAAGAAUUAUUUUGAAAAAAUCGUCGUAUUGCAUCGGUUUGGUGGUGAAAUCAUACCAACACAACCCGGAUGUUUUAACCAGCUGAUGAGGAAACAAGCAGUUUGGAAGAGAUAAUUGUGUUAUUUUUUUUCCCAAAUCCAAGCAAUGUCCUGAAAUUAAAAGCCAGGCUGUACACUGACCGAACAUACAGUACAGCAGGAGUAACCGGCGAUCACCGUCUUCUAACUUUUUCUUAUCUUUUUAUGUAUCGUGGAAUAACUAUUUGAGCCGCCGGGGUUAUUGACUACAGUACCUCAACACUGUAUAUUUGUAUGAAUUAUUUUUGGGGGAAGGACUUACAUGUCAAUGGUCCGCCUUUCGCAACAGAAGUGCAUCGCUUCCACCCUGUUUUGAUGUGAGAAGCGGCGGAGAUACAGCUGAAUAACUCUGGCUGUCUCUCUCUCUCUGUGUAUGUAUGUAUGUGUGUGGUGUGUGUGUGCGUGUGUAUAAAUAACUGGAGCCAUGCAGACUCCACAGCUACAGUACGACUUCUUCAGCGAAGAGAACGCACACAAGUGGCGGGGACUGCUGGUACCGUCCCUCAACAAGGUUUUAAACCAAGUCCACCCAAAGCUCUCUUCAAAGGAGGAUGCCCUACAGUACAUUGAGGAGCUGAUCCUGCUGUUACUGAGCAUGCUCUGUCAGGCCCAGCCACGCACCGUGCAGGAUGUGGAGGAGCGUGUACAGAAAAGCUUUCCACAUCCGAUCGAUAAGUGGGCCAUAGCAGAUGCACAGGCUGCUAUAGAGAAGAGGAAAAGAAGGAAUCCACUAGCCCUGCCUGUUGACAAAAUUCACCCUCUCCUAAAGGAGGUCCUGGGAUACAAAAUUGACCAUCAAGUUUCAGUUUACAUAGUAGCAGUAUUAGAAUACAUCUCUGCCGAUAUUUUGAAACUGGCUGGGAAUUAUGUACGGAACAUCAGACACUAUGAAAUCUCACAGCAGGACAUUAAGGUGGCAAUGUGUGCUGAUAAGGUGCUCAUGGACAUGUUCCACCAGGAUGAGGAGGACAUCAGUGGGUGGGCCCUCAUUGACGAGGAGCCCUCUUCCUCUGGGGAGCAGAUGUACUACGACCUGGUCAAGACCUUUAUGGCCGAGGUGCGGCAGUACUUGAGGGACCUCAACCUCAUCAUCAAGGUCUUCAGGGAACCGUUCGCCUCCAACACCAAGCUCUUCUCCCUACAUGACGUUGAGAACAUAUUCAGCCGCAUUGUAGAUAUUCACGAGCUCACUGUUAAACUGCUGGGCCUUAUUGAGGACACAGUAGAGAUGACAGAUGAAGGGAGUCCUCAUCCAUUGGUAGGAAGCUGCUUUGAAGAUUUGGCUGAGGAGCUGGCGUUCGAUCCUUAUGAAACGUAUGCACAGGACAUCCUCAGGCAGGGCUUCCAUGACCAUUUCCUCAGCCAGCUGUCAAAGCCAGGGGCAGCUCUUUAUUUGCAGUCUACAAGUGAAGGGUUUAAAGAAGCUGUCCAGUAUGUCCUCCCCAGACUGCUUUUAACUCCAGUUUACCACUGUCUCCACUACUUCGAAAUUUUAAAGCAAUUAGAAGAAAAGAGUGAAGAUGAAGAGGACAAGGAAUGUUUGAAACAGGCAAUAACGGCCCUGCUUAACCUCCAGAGCAGCAUGGAGAGGAUAUGCUCCAAAAGCUUGGCAAAGCGACGACUGAGCGAGUCUGCCUGCCGGUUUUACAGUCAGCAGAUGAAGGGCAAGCAGCUGGCCAUCAAGAAGAUGAACGAGAUCCAGAAGAACAUCGACGGCUGGGAGGGCAAAGACAUCGGGCAGUGCUGCAACGAGUUCAUCAUGGAGGGGACGCUGACGCGGGUGGGCGCCAAGCACGAGCGCCACAUCUUCCUCUUCGAUGGGCUGAUGAUCUGCUGCAAGUCCAACCACGGGCAGCCCCGGCUCCCGGGCGUCGGCACCGCGGAGUACCGACUCAAGGAGAAGUUUUUCAUGCGCAAGGUGCAGAUCAAUGACAAGGACGACACGGGCGAGUACCGACAUGCCUUUGAAAUCAUCCUGAAGGACGACAAUAGCGUGGUGUUUGCUGCCAAGUCCGCCGAGGAGAAGAACAACUGGAUGGCGGCGCUCAUCUCCCUGCAGUACCGCAGCACCCUGGAGCGCAUGCUGGACCUCACCAUGCUGCAGGAGGAGAAGGAGGAGCAGAUGAGGCUGCCCACCCCAGACAUGUACCGUUUUGCAGAGCCCGACUCCGAGGAGAACGUGGUCUUUGAGGAGAAUGUGCAGUCCAAGUCUGGCAUCCCCAUCAUCAAGGCUGGCACGGUGGUGAAACUCAUUGAGAGGCUCACCUACCAUAUGUAUGCAGAUCCUAAUUUUGUACGAACGUUUUUAACAACAUACCGAUCGUUUUGCAAGCCACAAGAACUUCUCAAGCUACUAAAAGCAAGGUUUGCAAUUCCAGAGCCCAACCCAACUGAGGCUGACAAGGCUGCUGUGGAAAAUGGAGACCAGCCCCUGAGCGCAGAGCUGAAGCGCUUCAGAAAAGAGUACAUCCAGCCAGUGCAGCUCAGAGUUUUGAAUGUUUGCAGACACUGGGUGGAACACCACUUUUAUGAUUUUGAGAGGGACGCCGGCCUGCUAAGUGAAUUAGAAGAAUUUAUAGGAAAGGUCAAAGGUAAAGCAAUGAGAAAAUGGGUUGAAUCGAUCACAAAAAUUAUCCAGAGGAAAAAACAGGCGCAAGCAAAUGGACCAAGUCACAACAUUACCUUUGAAAGCUCCCCUCCUCCUAUAGAAUGGCACAUAAGCAAACCUGGCCAGAUGGAGCAUUUCGACCUGCUGACGCUGCACCCCAUUGAGAUCGCACGGCAGCUCACCUUACUCGAAUCAGACCUGUACAGGGCCGUGCAGCCAUCAGAGCUGGUGGGCAGUGUGUGGACAAAAGAAGACAAGGAAAUCAACUCUCCCAACCUCCUCAAGAUGAUUAGACACACAACCAACCUCACACUGUGGUUUGAGAAGAGCAUCGUGGAGACUGAAAACCUGGAGGAACGGUCAGCGGUGGUGGCUCGAAUAAUCGAGAUCCUGCAGAUUUUCCAGGAGCUGAACAACUUUAACGGUGUCCUUGAGGUUGUGAGUGCCAUGAACUCCUCCCCCGUGUACAGGCUGGACCACACGUUUGAGCAAAUCCCAAGCCGGCAGAGGAGGAUUCUAGAGGAAGCUCACGAGCUGAGUGAAGACCACUAUAAGAAGUAUUUGGCUAAGCUCAGGUCUAUCAACCCACCCUGCGUGCCUUUCUUUGGAAUUUAUUUAACUAAUAUCUUGAAGACUGAGGAAGGCAACCCAGAUUUUCUGAAGAGACAUGGCAAGGACUUGAUAAACUUUAGUAAAAGGAGGAAAGUUGCUGAAAUUACAGGAGAGAUUCAGCAGUACCAGAAUCAGCCCUAUUGCUUACGAGUGGAAAACGACAUCCGAAGGUUCUUUGAAAAUUUAAAUCCCAUGGAAGAUAAAAUGGAAAAGGAAUUUGCUGAUUAUUUGUUCAAUAAGUCGUUGGAAAUAGAGCCUCGCAAUGCCAAGUCAUUGCCUAGAUUUCCGAAGAGAUACAGCUGUCCCAUGAAGUCUCCCGGUGUACGCCCUUCAAUCGUCAGGACCAGUACCUUGAGACACCCGACUCCGCUGCAGAAUGAGCCGCGCAAAAUCAGUUACAGCCGAAUCCCCGACAGCGAAAUGGAAAGCACACCGUCCGCCCCUAACUCCCCUCGGACGCCCCUGACUCCUCCCCCGGCGUCCGCCGCAUCCAGCACAACGGACGUCUGCAGCGUCUUCGACUCCGGCCCGCCCAGCCCCUUCCACUCAAGAUCUUCUUCUGUCUCGUCAAUGGUUAGCUUUAACAGAAGCCAGGAGGAUGGUCCUGCCCCUCCACCAGUCCCCCCAAGGAGGCGGCCAGAUUCGGCUCCAGCAGAGUCCUCUCCUUCAAAGAUUAUGUCUAAGCACUUGGACAGCCCUCCUGCCAUUCCUCCCCGGCAGCCCACAUCGAAGGUGUACUCCCCGCGGUACCCCUUGCCAGACCGGACCUCUGCGUCGGAACCCCCAGACAGUCCACCCACACUGCCACCGCGGGAGCCCGUGAGGACACCAGAUGUCUUCGCCAGCUCUCCAAUAAAUCUGCAGCCCCCACCCUUGGGGAGGAGGAGCGAACUGAGCCAGACCUUCUUCCCAAGCAGCCCCUUGCCCUUCACCUCCCACCCCCCGCAGAUGCCCUCCCCGCUGUGCACCCGCAAACACCUGCCCUCCCCGCCCUUGAUAUCCCAGAACUCUGAGCCCCACGGCACGGCCGGCCCUCCCGUCCCGCCCCGGCAGAGCACCUCCCAGACCAUCCCCAAGCUUCCCCCCAAAACCUACAAAAGGGAGCACACCCUUCCAUCGAUCCAUCAGGACAGGCCAGCUUUGCUGGAGAAUGCCCACUCAUCCUAAUUGGAGGGACGGGGACACGGCCUUGCUAACACUAAAGACUUGAGAGCCAGUGCAGGUUCUACCUGUGACCUAACCUUCAACCUUCAGCCUUCAAGUUUUUUUUUAUUUUACUACAGUAAACCAAGGAGUUUGCCUGCUUGUUUGUUUUUUUGUGUUUUUUUUUUAUUAUAUAUAUAUUUUUUUUUGUUUACUCAUUUUGGUGAAUCAUCGGCAACGGGGACGCGAACAAACACGGUGAAUAGGACCAGAUUUACAUUGCACACAGUGAAAGAGGACAACAUGCCAGUUUUAAACAGGUUUAUAC